Helianthus annuus (common sunflower) is the source of this 2119-nucleotide messenger RNA. Its product is annotated as putative ubiquitin-conjugating enzyme E2 38. The transcript is spliced from 8 exons. The record is from RefSeq and is a predicted model, not a curated record. NCBI's taxonomy places the organism in Eukaryota, Viridiplantae, Streptophyta, Magnoliopsida, Asterales, Asteraceae. The coding region runs from base 248 to 1864 and encodes 538 amino acids. Gene Ontology annotation, molecular function: ubiquitin conjugating enzyme activity.
ACGCUAGGAAGUUUGGUUGAAGAGUAGAAAGGGGAAGUUGCUCAAUAGGUUUUGACGAUCAAUCAUCUCAAAAAUUGAAACUUUAUCACUAAAACCCAUUUACCCAUUUCACGAUAAAGAAGAAGAUACCGGUUUUUCCUCGAAAUGAUACCCAUCUGAUUACGAUCAAGAAACAAAAACCCUAAAAACAGGGUUUCUUUCAGUUUUACAUAUCCCCUGUUUAUCUUAUCUUUAACAUAUUGAUGAAAUGGGGUCGUCAACGACCGGAAUAUGUAUUCCCCAGAAGUCAAAGAAAAGAGUGUUUCCAGGGAGUUCACCGGAUAAUGGGCCUAUAAGUCACAAGAAUAAGAUGCUUAAACAAAAUGAGGAUGCUUUGGUAAUGAUAUCUUCAGGAACUAUAGAUGCGGUCCAGUCUUCAGAACAGGUCAAGUCAGAUAAAAAGGGAAAGGGCGUUGUUACGUCAUCAACACUUGGUGGUCCAAUAGAUAUAGAUUCAGAUGACGAUUCCCGUUACGGCAAAGAUUAUAUAAAUUCAUCUUCCGAUGAGUCUGAAUCCGAGGAUGACUAUGCAGUUUUGCAGUCUCGUUUCGAUAAAAUUGAUCUUCCUACCGGAGUAGAAGCUGCCAUUCCACAGUUCUCGGGUUUGAUCAAGACGAAAGACAAAAUGAAGGUUCACGCUAAGCCGGCUAACGGUUCAAAAACCUCGGCAGGUUCAGGUCUGCGGGUACAUAGGGGUGCAAUGAAGGUUCAUGCUGAGCCUGCCAACGGUUCAAAAACAUCAGCAGGUUCGGGUCUGCGGGUACAAAGGGGCGCAAUGAAGGUUAAAUCUGUAAAGAAACCGGUCAAAACUCGACACCAUAAAGGGUCCUCCGGUGCAGUAGGAGACAGUUCCAAUAAUAAGCAUGACCGGUUAGAGCAUGUCACUAAUCAUGGAGAAGUUAUAUCUAUGGAAGAUGAAACCGUCGUCCAAGAUUCUGGCAACAAUGACGUACUUAGGAAGUAUCGAAACUUCAAAAAGUUUGAUAUUGUUGAGGAUUAUUCGGAUCAUCACUAUUCAGGGUCAAGUUCAGCGACGAUGGAGCCACCGAGAAACUGGGCUAAAAAGAUUCAAGAAGAAUGGAGGAUUCUCGAGAAAGACUUGCCUGAUAUGAUAUAUGUUAGGGUUUAUGAAUCGAGGAUGGAUCUUUUAAGAGCGGUGAUAAUGGGACCUGAAGGGACGCCGUAUCAUGACGGUCUUUUUUUCUUUGAUGUGUGCUUCCCUAAAACCUAUCCUCAUGAUCCACCUCAAGUGCACUAUCACUCUGGUGGCCUAAGAAUUAAUCCAAAUCUUUAUCACAAUGGCAAAGUUUGCUUGAGCCUUCUAAACACUUGGGUUGGUUCGAAGAAUGAGAAAUGGACACCUGGCGUCUCAACUAUGUUCCAAGUUUUGCUCUCUAUACAGGGUCUGAUUUUGAACGCGAAACCAUAUUUCAAUGAACCUGGAUAUGAACGAACAAGCGGAUCUGCUAGUGGAGAAAAUAAAUCACUGCAAUACAAUGAGCGCACUCUGGUUCUGUCACUCAAAACUAUGGUUUACACUAUGAGGAAACCACCCAAGCAUUUUGAGGAUUUGGUGAUUGGGCAUUUUUGUGAUCGUGCACGAGGUAUUCUGACAAGUUGUAAUGCAUAUACGAAAGGUGUGAGAGUCGGGUGUGGUGUUGACAUGGGUGAGCAAACGGGUUCACGGGGGUUUCGGAAUGAUGUGAAAGGGUACAUGAAGACACUUGUAGAAGCAUUUAAACAAAUAGGAGUAGAGAAUUUGGAGGAAUUCUUGCCCCCAACUCAGAAUUUUACUCAGAAAAUAAGGGCCUUUUUGGGCUUUUAAAAGAGAGUUUGUGGGGAGCUGAUUUGUGAUCAUGUAAAUAACUUGGAAACUUGUCCCUUUUAACCCCUAUUUUAUGGUCUACCUUAGAAAGUAUAGUAUAGAUAGAGUCCUUUGAUGUUUAAAAAGCUUGGAGCUUUUGGAAGAGUUUAUGCCUUUUAAGUUGAGGGUUUGGGUUUUUCAUUAAAAAAAAAGACUGAUAAUGUGUUGGAUUCUUGAUUAUAUGUUGGGCUUUAUAAGUGGUAUCUAUUAUGCAAA